UGCUUGUCUCGUUUCCCCUUUGGCCAUGUCUGCCACCAUAGAUGUUAGACUUCCCGCUCUGAUGAUCACCCAUAUUGUAAGGGAGCUAGAAAAUGUAAUGACUUUGGGCUCCCAAUACACCAGGGAUCACAUAGUGCCGACCAUCCGAAGUUGGGUAAUUAUGUUGCAUCAGUCUUUUGGCCUCAAUCAUCGGGAAGCGGAGCCAGUUCUGGAAAUGGAUCCUUUGGUGCCAGCCAUUCAAAACCUCGCUACCAUUAUGCACGAUUCCUACUCCGAACCGGACAUCAAUCAACCUGAAACGGCGACGGUUCUAGACGCGGAGUCCUUUCUGCUGCCCAUGCGCAGUGUCAUGACCAUCAUGAGCGACUUCUCUCCGGAAGUGCUCGGGGAGCAGGAGACAGUUGUCGAUGUCAAUGUGGUCGUUAGAAUUACCCAAUGCAUUUAUCGGUUGGCCCGAACCACAUAUGACAUAAUGUCUGUUCUGACUGAAUAACAGAGUAUCGGUUGCUUUCAAUGUCAUCGCUUUGUGGGUGAUUUGUUUUCGUGUACUCGGGGCGAUGAUCUCCACCACAAAUAUGAUUCACAGGAUCAUUGGAGUGGUGGGUGCACUGGCCCUG
Molecule: messenger RNA, 617 nt
Organism: Drosophila guanche
Lineage: Eukaryota; Metazoa; Arthropoda; Insecta; Diptera; Drosophilidae
Exons: 1
Coding region: 26-493 (155 amino acids)
Source: RefSeq, a predicted model, not a curated record